Molecule: messenger RNA, 564 nt
Organism: Paracoccidioides lutzii Pb01
Exons: 3
Coding region: 1-564 (187 amino acids)
Source: RefSeq, a predicted model, not a curated record
AUGGACGACUGCCCCCAGGAGUCGGAGAUGACGAUUGAUGGAAGGUUGGGGGAAAUUGGUAGACAACUUGAGGAAUUUGGUAACGACUUUCGGGAAAUCGAGACGGAAUUCAAUGAUAUUAAUAUCCGGUUCAGUGGUCUAGAUCGCCGCCAUGAUGAUGUUGAAGGCCUGUUCCAGGAAGUUGAUGCCCGAUUCGAUGAAGUGAAUACCCUGUUCGAUGGGGUUGACGCUCAAUUCACUGGAGUUGAGAAUAGAUGUAACGACUUUGACAACUGGUGCGACAGAGUUGAUAAGCGAUUCGACGGUUUUGAACAAGAUCUUCGAGAUGUGGUAGCUGAGCUUGCAAACUCCAAAGCGAUAAAUGCCAACCGUGUUCUGCGUCAAAUUCACCAACGUAUUAACCAAAUCCAGGUUCGCACGUUGACGCCUCUUGGCCUCCGUCAGAGGGCGAAGGGAGUUUUCGAAUCUGCCUUCUCCGGAGACAAGCCGAUUGAAACGCAACGGGCUCUUCAAACGAUUCGUGAUCUGGCAGUGUUCUAUGAAGUUUUGAUCUUACUCCGAUGA